CUGACUGAGAGCGUCUCCAAACUUUGACCGGCUUCUUCUCGGUUACUCGCUCCUGUUGCACCAAAACAACAAAGCAGCGAUCCGCGGACCGAGCAGAGGACAGAGGAGGCACCGAGAGGAGUAAGAGAGGAGUCAGGGCUCCAGGAGGACAGGAGCUGGAACUUUUUAAAGGACUCCUGGUGUUAGAGAAGAGACAAAGAGUAGAUUUGGUGCUGGAGCUGCUCUCUGACUGAAGGAUUCUCUGAGCUCCAUCCUGUAGACCAUCAGGAGGAUCAUCAUGGAGUAGACCUGCUCCUCCUCCUCCUCCUUCUUCUUCUUCUUCUUUUUCUCCUCUUUGGAAUCAAACUAACAACACAUGAGUGGGCUUGACUGGACCCGCCGUUUCCUUACAGUAAAUCCUCUGGGAUUAAAAUAACGAGGCCGAUGGAUAACUUCUUUACGGAGGGUGACCGUGUGUGGUUACGGGAGGAUGAGCAGUACCUGCCCAGCACCGUGUCCACGUGUUCUGGAGGAGUCGUCGUCUUUGCCACAGACUAUGGACAGGUGUACACCUACAAGCAGAAUGCCCUCACCCGGCAGAAGGUGCAGCCCAUGCAUCACAGCAGCAUCAGAGGGGUGGAGGACAUGGCAGCGCUGGAGGACCUCCACGAUGGCGCCAUCAUGUACAACCUCUUCCUGCGCUACCAGCAGAGACACAUCUAUACAUACAUUGGCUCCAUCCUGGCGGCGGUGAAUCCUUACCAGCUCCUCCCAGGCCUGUACGAUCGUCCCGCUGUGGAGCUGUACAGCCGACACCACCUCGGAGAAAUCUCCCCGCACAUUUUCGCCAUCGCCAACGAGUGUUACCGCUCACUGUGGAAGAGGCAGCAGAACCAGUGUGUCCUCAUCAGUGGAGAGAGCGGCGCUGGAAAAACAGAAAGCACGAAGCUAAUCCUGAAGUUCCUGUCAGCCAUGAGCCAGCACUCCUUGGAGGUGUCGUCCAGAGACAAGUCGUCCCAUGUGGAGGAGGCGCUGCUGGAGAGCAGUCCCAUCAUGGAGGCCUUUGGAAACGCCAAGACUGUGUACAACAACAACUCGAGCCGCUUUGGGAAGUUCAUCCAGCUGCACUUCAGUCAGAAGGGAAACAUCCAGGGAGGCAGGAUCGUCGACUACCUCUUAGAAAAGAACCGGGUCGUGCGGCAGAACCCUGGAGAGAGAAACUAUCACAUUUUCUACGCCCUGUUGGCAGGAACCAACAACCAGCAGAGAGAAGCGUUUGGGCUGACCCAGCCUGACAGCUACCACUACCUGAGACAGUCCAACUGCUCAGCAGACAAGACAAUCAAUGACAGCAGCACCUUUCACGAUGUUCUGAAUGCAAUGCGAACGAUGCAGUUCACAGAGGAGAGCAUCGGGGAGGUCCUGCGCCUCCUUGCUGGGAUCCUCCACACGGGGAACAUCGAGUUCAUGACGGCCGGAGGAGCUCAGGUCUCCUCUAAAUCAGCAGCUCUCAGUCGAGUGUCAGACCUCCUCGGGUUGAACUCAGACCAGCUAGCCGAGGUCCUGACCCACCGGUCCAUGAUCCUCAGGGGGGAGGAGAUCUCCACGCCACUCACUGUGGAACAGGCCGUCGACUCCAGAGACUCGAUGGCGAUGGCACUUUACUCUCAGUGUUUCAACUGGAUCAUCCGCCAACUCAACAGCCGGAUCAGAGGCAGAGAGGACUUCAAAUCCAUCUGCAUCCUCGACAUCUUUGGAUUUGAGAACUUUGAGGUCAACCGCUUUGAGCAGUUCAACAUCAACUAUGCAAAUGAGAAGCUUCAGGAAUAUUUUAACAAGCACAUUUUCUCCCUGGAGCAACUUGAAUACAACAAGGAGGGUCUGGUUUGGGUCGAUAUCAACUGGAUGGACAAUGGAGAGUGUCUGGAUCUGAUUGAGAAGAAACUGGGCCUCCUGGCACUGAUGAAUGAGGAGAGCCACUUCCCCAAAGCCACCGACGACACCUUACUGGAGAAACUCCACAGCCAACACUCGAAAAACCCGUUCUAUGUGAAACCUCGCGUGGCUGUGCACUACUUUGGAGUCAAACACUAUGCAGGAGAGGUGGUGUAUGAUGUGAGGGGGAUGUUGGAGAAGAACAGAGACACUUUCAGAGACGACAUCCUGAACCUGCUGAGGGAGAGCAGGUUGGACUUUGUCUACGAUCUGUUUGAGCACGUAUUGAGCAGAAACAAACAGGACACGCUGAAGAGCACCUCCAAGCACAGACGGCCCACCGUCAGCUCCCAGUUCAAGGAUUCGUUGCACUCCCUGAUGGCCACUCUCAGCUCCUCUAACCCUUAUUUCAUCCGCUGCAUUAAACCAAAUAAACACAAGAUGCCUGAUCAGUUCGACCAGACGUUGGUUCUGAACCAGCUCAGAUAUUCUGGCAUGUUGGAGACAGUGAAGAUUCGACAAACAGGCUUCCCCAUUAGGAGACCAUUUCAGGACUUCUGCACCAGGUACAAGGUGUUGAUGCGGGGCGUGAUGAUACCCGAUGACCCCCGAGGAAGCUGCGUCCAGCUUCUUCACCUGUACGACAGCAGCAGCGCAGAGUGGCAGCUGGGAAAGACCAAGGUCUUCCUCCGGGAGUCUUUGGAGCACCGCCUGGAGAAGCAGCGGGAGAUGGAGGUGCUGAAAGCUGCCAUGAUUAUCCAGGCUCACGUCAUGGGCUACAUGGCCAGGAAGCAGUACAGGAAGCUGCUGCAGUGCAUUGUGGUCAUCCAGAAGAACUACCGGGCUUUCUACUGGAGAAGGAAGUUCCUGCUCCUCCGCUGGGCAGCGCUCACCUUCCAGAAACGUCUCAGGGGCCAGCUGGCCCGCCGAGCCUUCGGCCAGCUGCUUGAGGAGAGGAGGAGGAGGGAGGAGGAGGAGCUGAGGCGCAGGAGGAUGGAGGAGGAGAUAGAGAGGGAGAGGCAGAGGCUGGAGGCUGAGAGACUCGCCGCAGAGGCUGAAGAGGCCAGACGACUGGAGGAGCUCCGCCACUCUGUGGAGUUAGCGGCUCUCGCCCUUCCUCCGCCUCCACCUCCAGUAGAAGCUGAAACAGUCCCAGUCUCGAUGGAGGAGCUGGAGCUACCCGAGCCGCUCCAGGGGGUGUCUGAAGAAGAGGAAGCAGUCCGUCCUCAUGAAGCGUCUCAGGUGGAGGAGAUCCUUCGACUGGAGCGGGAAAUCCAGGCGCUGCAGAGGCAGAAGGAGCGUCAGGAGCUCUCUCUGACUGAAGCCUCCCUCAACCGCCUGCAGCUCCUCCGGGAUCAGGAGCUCAGGCGCCUGGAGGACGAAGCUUGCAAGGCGGCGCAGCAGUUCCUGGAGUCGUUGAACUUUGACGAGAUCGAUGAAUGCGUGAGGAACAUCGAGAGCUCGUUGGGAGUAGGCGAAGAGGACGAGAAGGAGAAGGAGGGUGGACGGAGACGAGGGAAUGAUGAAGAAGAGGUCGAUGAAGGCUUUGGAGCUGAUGAUGACGCCUUUAAAGACUCGCCAAACCCAAGUGAGCACGGCCACUCAGACGGGCAAAGGACGAGCGGGAUCCGAACAAGCGAUGACUCGUCUGAAGAAGACCCAUACGCCAACGACGGAGUGAUCCCACAGCUGCCGCCAACUACUGUGCUUAAUCAGCCGCUGCCUUUACCGCCAGUGCCCUCUGCCUGCCACAGUGCCUCAUCCAGCGGGGACUCGGCCUACUGCCAUCCCCAAGCUUCAUUUGAGGCCCAGUCCGACGACCUGGUGGAGCUCAUACCGCCUGAUGAAGACUCAGACUAUGACCAGGAUGACUACGAUGAGGGUGCCAUUGUGUCUAGUGGCAGUGUGGCGUUCUCCAACCCCUGCAGCGGCCAGUGGUCUCCUGAAUACAGAGGUUCGGUGGGGACCUACAACAGCUCAGGGGCCUACCGCUUCAGCUCGGAGGGUGCUCAGUCAUCGUUUGAGGACAGUGAGGACGACUUUGACCGAUUUGACACCGAUGAUGAGCUGUCAUAUCGUCGGGACUCCGUCUACAGCUGUGUCACGCUUCCUUACUUCCACAGCUUCCUCUACAUUAAAGGCGGCCUGAUGAAUACGUGGAAGCGGCGUUGGUGCGUCCUGAAAGAUGAGACCUUCCUUUGGUUCCGGGCCAAACAGGAGGCUCUGAAGCAGGGCUGGCUGCACAAGAAGGGAGGGGGCUCGUCCACGCUGUCCCGCCGUAACUGGAAGCGCCGCUGGUUCGUGCUGAGGCAGAGCAAACUCAUGUAUUUUGAGAAUGAUGGAGAGGAGAAGAUGAAGGGUGUUCUGGACAUGCAUGAUGCAAAAGAAAUCAUCGAUAACACCGGUAAGGAGAAUGGGAUUGACAUUGUGAUGCCAGAGAGGACCUACCAUCUGAUCGCAGAGUCUGCUGAGGAUGCCAGUCAGUGGUUCAGCGUGCUGAGUCAGGUCCAUGGCUCGACAGAACAGGAGAUCAGAGAGAUGCAUGAUGAGCAGGCAAACCCACAGAACGCUGUGGGAACGCUGGACGUCGGGAUGAUCGAUUCUGUUUGUGCAUCAGAUAAUCCAGAGAGGCCGAACUCUUUUGUCAUCAUCACGGCGAACCGCGUGCUGCACUGCAAUGCCGACACGCCUGAGGAGAUGCACCACUGGAUCACUCUGCUGCAGCGCUCCAAAGGAGACACCCGUGUGGACGGACAGGAGUUCAUCAUCAGAGGCUGGUUGCACAAAGAAAUGAAGAACAGCACCAAGGCCUCACUGAAGCUGAAGAAACGCUGGUUUCUUCUUACCCACAAUUCCCUGGACUACUACAAGAGCUCAGAGCGGAACGCCCUAAAGCUGGGAACACUGGUGCUGAACAGCCUCUGCUCGGUGGUUCAACCUGACGAGAAAGUCUUCAAAGAGACAGGAUACUGGAACGUGAUUGUGUACGGACGUAAACACUCUUACCGUCUGUACUGUAAGCUGCUGAAUGAAGCGACACGCUGGGCCAACUCCAUCCAGAACGUCAUUGACUCCAAAGCUCCUAUUGACACACCGACACAGCAGCUCAUCCAGGACAUCAAGGAGAACUGUUUGAACUUGGAGGUGGUGGAGCAGAUCUGCAAGAGGAACCCAAUACUGCGCUACAGCCACCACCCACUGCACACCCCGCUAUUGCCACUGCCAUACGGGGACAUCCACCUCACUGCUCCAAGAAACAGAAACUACACGACCCUGCAGCACGAAGCCCUCAAAGUGUUCGGCUCUCUUCAGCACCUGGAGGGGGUUGCUGACCCGAUGCCAAUCAUCCAGGGCAUCCUUCAGACAGGCCAGGAGCUGAAACCUUUAAGGGACGAGCUCUUCUGCCAGCUGAUAAAGCAGACGACCCGGCCGCCUCAGCCUGGAGGACCAGGAAACCUGUGCAACUGGAAGAUCCUGGCCUGCAUGUCCUGCACAUUCAUCCCCACAAGGAGCAUCCUUCGAUACCUCAAGUUCCACUUGAAGAGAACUCGAGAACUUUUCCCCGGCUCAGAGAUGGAUCGUUACGCCGCCUUCGCCCUCGAUGCCCUGAGGAAGACUCGAUCCAGGGAAAAUGUCCCAUCACAGGAGGAAAUCCGUGCCAUCGUGGCCCGACAGGACAUGAGCACCACGGUUCACUGUCACGGAGGGGGAUCCUGCAAGAUCACCAUCAACUCCCACACAACAGCUGGAGAGGUGGUGGAGAAACUGAUCAGAGGUUUGGCCAUGGAGGACAGCAGGAACAUGUUUGCUCUCUUCGAACACAACGGCGACACAGAGAAAGCCAUCGAGAGCCGCACAGUGGUGGCCGACGUGCUCGCCAAGUUUGAAAAGCUUUCAGCCAGUCCAGACGAACACAGCACCGGCUGGAAGUUUUACUUCAAGCUCUACUGUUUCUUGGACACGCAAAAUGUUCCCAAAGACAGUGUGGAGUUUGCCUUCAUGUUUGAGCAGGCGCAUGAAGCUGUCAUUAAAGGUCAGUAUCCAGCCCCUGAGGAGACUCUCCAGUUUCUUGCUGCCCUGAGACUUCAGUACCUCCUCGGUGAUCACAGCUCCCAGGCCAACAUCCCUGAAAUGUCUCAGGUGUUCCCCAUGGUACGGUUGCGAGCCCGAGUGCAGAAUUCAGCCAAGGCUUUUGCUCCAGGCACCGGCUCAGUGGCCGACCGUUCAGGGACAUGUGAGAGGAAACGCUCAAGCUUCCUGGAGGGAACGCUGAGGAGGAGCUUCAGAAGUGGCUCACUGAGUCGGCAGAAACUAGAGGAGGAGAACAGCCUGGAGGCGUGGAUGAGGGAGGAGGCAGCGGCUGUAAGGACCAGCGUCAUGGACAAGUGGAAGAAGCUACAGGGGAUGAACCAGGAACAAGCAAUGGUCAAAUAUAUGACCCUGGUGAAGGAGUGGCAGGGAUAUGGAUCCACGCUGUUUAAUGUUGAGAGCCGAGAUGGAGCCUUCCCCACCGAACUGUGGCUGGGCAUCAGCCGGGAGUCCAUAUCAGUGUACAAACGAGGAGAGCCAUGGCCUCUGGAAGUAUUCCCAUAUGAACAGAUUCUGUCUUUCGGCGCCCCACUGCCUAAUGCCUACAAGAUCGCUGUGGAGGGACGAGAGCUUGUCUUUGAAACACAAAUGGUCAUGGACAUCGCCAAGCUGAUGAAGGCGUACAUCAGCAUGAUUGUCAAGAAACGCUACAGCAACUGUCAGUCCGUCAGCAGUCACGGCAGCCAGUGCAGUGCCUGGUAAACUCAACUUACCGAAGUGUCAAAGAGGGUGUCCACCUGUCUUUGGGCGCAGCUUUGACUUUUGACAUUUCAAACAGACUCUGAAUGCUGGAGACAAACCACAAUGCUCUUAAUGUUUUUAUGUUGGACCAGUUAUAUUCCAAAACUUGAGACCUCUACACCAAGGGAUCAGAACCUUAGAGGCAAUGCAGUUAGCAAUCAUUUCAAGCUGGAGGGAUGUGCUGCUCCCAGGUUUAAACUUUGGAAUCAAGAAGGAUUUGCUUUGUGAGUAUAUUAUAAUGAGUCUGACAGCUAGUUUGACUCAUAGUAUGGAUGUGGAUAUUGUUGCUUUCUGCAGCUGUGUUGACUAUCACAUCCCUUCUGUGGAUUCAGCAACUACCCCUUACUUGUCAUGUAUAUACUGCAUCUCGUGUGACAUUAAUUCAGUUGACAUGUGGCAGCCAUGAUGCAUACACAUAGGUCAAGGAAAGUGCAUCAUAGGAUCUUUUUUUUGCAUAUUUCAGUAUUUAAAUCUUUCAAAUCAAACAAGUUUAGUGUUAGACAAAGAUUACCCAAGUAAAUAAAAAAGGCAGUUUUUAAAUGAUGAUCUUAUUUAUUAAGGGGAAAAAGCCAUUAAAACCUACCUGGCCCUAUGUGAAAAAGUCAUUGUCCCCUAAACCUCAUAACAGUUUCACUUUUCUUUCCAAUAAGUUGUCUCACAGUUCACAGAAAAUUUCCCCAAAAGUCUUGUGGAUCAUCAGGAUGUUUUUAGUCAAAUGUGAGACGAGUUUUUGUGUUCUUUUUGGCCAUCAGUAGUUUUGGCCUUGGAACUCUUGGAUGCCAUUUUUUUCUCUUUCUUAUUGAGUCAUGAACAUUGACCUUAACUCAGUCACGUGAGGCCUGCAGCUCUUCAGAUGUUGUUCUGGGUUCUUUUGUGACCUCCUGGAUGAGGCGUCAAUAAUCUCUUGGAGUCAUUUUGGGAGGCAAUACACUCCUGGGAAGGUUCACCAUUGUUCCAAGUUUUCCCCAUUUGUGGUUAAUGGCUUGCUGGUGUCCAAAAGUCUUAGACAUGUUUUUAUAAUACUCUUCAGACUAAUAGAUGUCAAUGACUGUUUCUCAUCGGUUCUUGAUUUAUGUAGACAAAGCCAUGAUGUGUUGCUUUUUGAGAUUUAGCCUACUUCACUUUGUCAGACAGGUUCUAUUUAAGGGAUUUCUGGAUGCAGCAGGUCUGGCAGUAAUGGGUGUGAAUAGUGACAUUGAACGCAGCUUUCCAAAAAGUGUGGUUAAUCACAGUUAAUUCAUGAUUUAACAAGGGGACAAAGUUUCUUUAUUUCACAUAGGGCCAGGCUGGUUUGGAUGGCGUUUCCCCUAUAAAUGAAAUCAGAAUUUUAAAAAAUGCAAAUUCUAUUUACGCUGGUUAUCAUUGUCCAAUUUUAUAAAUUGUUUGAUGAUCUCAAAGUAUGAGAAAAAUGCAAAAAACAAGACAAUCGGAAGUGAUUUUAACACUAUGUGACCCUAACUUUCAGCAGGAACAGAGUACUGAUUUUUUUUCUGUUAUCUUGGCCAUUUAAGGGUGAAAAUGGUCAGAUAAAAACAACUAAACUGUAGUGACUGAGUACAAAGAUGCAUCAUGUUUUACAGUUUCUAAGACCAAAGAAAUCAAGCUGAACCUUUUUUAUUCAGAUAGUCCAAGAAAACGUGGAUGUAUCUUGUUUUGGAAUUUAACCGCAGCAUUUCUUCUGAUGCUAACUUGUGUGGCACAAAAAGGAUGGGGUUGUUUGUUAAAGGUUUUUGUGUGUGUGUGUGGACGUGUUGUAUGUGUGAGUUUUUAAAAGGGUGUGCCUACAGGCUUGUCGAAUGUAUAAAAAAAGCAGAAAAAAAAAACUAGUUAAAGCCUUUGAGCCUUUUCCUCUGCUUUGAAAAAAACUCUGGGACUUCUUCACAAAACUUCUCCAGGAUGAUGUGCUCACUGUAAAUAAUAUGCAAACAUAUUUCAAUUUUGGAUUUUAUUGUUUUGAUUGAUUUGCUGAUGGUCACACAAGUGCCUGUUUAAACUAAAGCAGGACAAGUUAAGUCACACUUGUUUUUUAACAAUGCCACUCUUGCUCCUGUAACCACAAUUCCGAAAGGUGCUCCCGUGUUCCCUUUAACUACCAAUGUACUAUAAGACAGCUCAAUCUGUCCAGCCGAGCAAGCCAUUCAUGCUAAACUCAAGUUUAAGGUGCAUUUAUAAGAGUUGAAAGAAACGUGGAGACAGCAAAGGAUGAGCAGUAAAACUGAUGUUUUGACAAAUGUGUCUGGGGGCGUCAGAGACCGUGAUGUAGCUUUCCUGGUUAAAGGAGGGUCCAGCUGUUAUCCAAAAAGGUCUACUUCAUAAGGCAAAAGCAAGCACUUUCCAUGGACUUACUUGCAGUUACAUCACUCUUUGUGAACUGAAGUAAUGUACUGGAAUAAAGUGUCUUUCUUUCAGCCUCUUAUACCGCAAAAAUACGCUUAAGAGUGCAAGAUAAAAUAACUGUAUGACAGCAGUUUAGGAUCUCUCUAAAAACAUGGGGGAAUAAAUAUGAGCUGUACAUUUCAGAGAACCAAAUCAACCACAUCCAGAGAGAGCUCAGAGUAGUAAUUAAUGCAUCCCUUACAUCAAAAAGAGUUGGUCAAAGUGAUUGGGUGCCUCCCAGGAGACCUGAUAGACCCAGAACUUGCUAGAGGGAUAACAUCCUGUCUAGGUACACGUCCAAAUCCCCCAGGAACAGCCAGGAAAUAUAGUCAGGGAGAGGUACGUCUUUGUUGUCCACCACAGCUCUAACCAGGAGGAGCAGAGGUUUAUGGAGCACUGAUGGAUAGAAAAUCAGAUUUUUUGACAUAAUACAGUUACCUCAUAAGUUGCAUUUCUGAACUGAGAAUGGCAUCCCACCCAAGUCAAGUCAAAAUUCAGGGUGCAGAGUUUCCUGCAAGUUUCCCAAGUUGUAGUUCCAAAUAUAGAGGGUGUUUAGAUAGACUUUUCCAACUGGCAAAUCCGACUUCCAAGAUCAAAUAGAACACAACAGCAUAGAGCUAUAUAUUUACAAGCAACAUAAAUUGAUAUCUCAGUGUAGUUCAGUUUGUUUGAGUUUGAGAACUUGGAGUUAAAACUUCUAGGGGUGAUUAGGAUGACAUAUUCAACUGGCAUAUUGGAAUGUCUGACUUUCAAGGUUAAAUGGAACAUGCUGAUGAAGUCCUAAAAUAUCCAAGAAGCAAAACUGAAUUUUUGAAACUGUAAAGUUAUAAACUCAUUGGAACAAACUAGAGAUUAUAAAUGUGUAAAUUUAUAAGACAGAACUUUCGGAUUUUCUUUUCAAGAUGGGCAUGCGUGACUUUAUAAUCUCAAAAGUUUUCAACACUUUUCUCCAAAAUUUACAGCCCUGUAAAGCCACACUAUGUAAUAACGCCACAUUAUGUAAUAACCUUAACCAUAGGACUUAGUGUGGGCUCCAAGGUAUGCCCUACCCAACUACCUUGACCUAACUCUAACCACUUAGUGACUUAUGCCUAAACCUAACCCCCCUUCAGGGCUCUAGACUAAACACCUAUCCUACCUUGCCCUAACCCUAACCACUUAGUGGCUUAGAAAAUGCAGCGGUAUUACAUGAUGGAUGGAAAAUGUACAUUAUUACAUAAUGUGGCGUUAUUACAUAAUGCGGUGCUACAGGCCCUUUUGUAUUUUUAUAAAUGUUCCUAAUACGCUGUCAUAGAAUUGCACUGUAGAGAGAGAAUAGCUUGUCCGGUCUGAGUAAACUUUGUUCACAUAUUACUUUCUCCUUAUUUCCAGUGCUCAUAAAUGACCUCCCAUUUUCUGCAAAGCACUUAAAAUUCCCAAAUUUUGACCAAAGAUAAAGAUGUUUACUGCUGUCGUCCUGUGCUACAUAGAGAUGAGCAAAGUCUUAGUCUUGACUGAUCAGACUUUAGAGGGAAUGGCGUGCUCGGCUAGACUCUUCACGGUGUAACAUUCCUACAACAUUUCGCUGGAGCUCCGCGGGCGGCAGAUCCAUCCAAAGACGCGUGUGCAGGUCUCUUCCAUAGUGCCUUGUUGUAUAUUGUGUACAUUUUUUUUCUUUUCCAUGUGUGGUUUCUUGUUUUUGGUAUAAUGUGCAAUGUUAUAUAUAUUAUAUAAUCAUGUGGCUGUACAUUUUAUACUGUAAGUCUUUGCCUUCUGUUUUUUCUCACCUAAAUAAUGACCACACUGCCGUUUUUUGAAAAAAAUCUUGCUGUAUUUUUCUCUGUGUAACAAUCCGACUGACCAUGGACCUUAAACAUAACUCUGGUAUUUAGUUUUUUAUCUGUAUUCACUGUGUUAUGUAUUGAAAGGAUGAU
Messenger RNA from Cheilinus undulatus (humphead wrasse), 11033 nucleotides. It is a transcript of the gene myo10, whose product is annotated as myosin X. Lineage: Eukaryota; Metazoa; Chordata; Actinopteri; Labriformes; Labridae. Gene Ontology annotation, biological process: signal transduction. The record is from RefSeq and is a predicted model, not a curated record. Bases 424 to 6705 code for a protein of 2093 amino acids. Gene Ontology annotation, cellular component: myosin complex; cytoskeleton. Gene Ontology annotation, molecular function: ATP binding; cytoskeletal motor activity; protein binding. The transcript is spliced from 41 exons.